This is a messenger RNA of Perca flavescens (yellow perch), 1111 nucleotides long. Its product is annotated as zinc transporter ZIP3. The transcript has 3 exons. Gene Ontology annotation, biological process: zinc ion transmembrane transport. The record is from RefSeq and is a predicted model, not a curated record. Gene Ontology annotation, molecular function: zinc ion transmembrane transporter activity. Gene Ontology annotation, cellular component: plasma membrane. Lineage: Eukaryota; Metazoa; Chordata; Actinopteri; Perciformes; Percidae. The annotation marks the transcript as partial.
GCCGGGGUUCUGGUCCCGGUGCGCCUCCUGCUGGCCGACCACGACAAGGCGCACCGAUACCGCAGAGCUCUGUCGCUAGGCAACUCGUUCGGCGGCGGCGUGUUCCUCGCGACGUGCUUCAAUGCUCUGCUGCCCGCCGUCAGAGACAAGGUGUCCUCCGUGCUCCAGCAGCUGCAGAUCACCAGCGACUACCCUCUGGCCGAGACGAUGAUGAUGCUCGGCUUCUUCCUCACCGUGUUCGUGGAGCAGACCGUGCUCGCCUUCCGCAAGGAGCCGCCCUCCUUCAUCGCCCUGGAGAGCUUCAACGCCGGCGGUUCGGAUCCCGGCAGCGACUCAGAGUACGACACGCCCUUCAUCCCACCGGCUCGGAGCUCCCCGGGCGCCCACGGUCACCACAGCCACAACCACGGACACUUCAGCCCGGCAGAGCUGGCCGGUGCGGGGCCUCUUCGGCUCGCCAGCCUGGUCCUGGCACUCUCGGCACACUCGGUGUUCGAGGGCUUGGCUCUCGGCCUGCAGGACGACCUCGCCAAGCUGGGCGGGCUCUUCCUCGGCGUGGCCGUGCACGAGACGCUGGCCGCCGUGGCGCUCGGGGUGAGCGUGGCGAAGGCGUCGCUGGGCAUGAAGGACGCGGCCAAGCUGGGCGCCGCGGUGAGCCUGAUGAUCCCGCUGGGCGUCGUGGUCGGGAUGGGCGUGGAGUCGGCCCAGUCGCUGGCGGGCAGCGUGGCCUCCGUGGUGCUGCAGGGCCUCGCCGCCGGCACCUUCCUCUUCGUCACCUUCUUCGAGAUCCUGUCCCGAGAGCUGGACGACAAGCGGGACCGGCUGCUCAAAGUGCUGUUCCUCGUGCUCGGCUACGCCACGCUCGCCGCGCUCGUCCUCGUCAAGUGGUGACACGCCGACGAAGACGCGUCGGGACCCACGCUCCAAUACCAAGGAUAACUUAUGACUCCAUAACCAGCAGGGCUGCUCCCUCUUAGUGGAUCAGUCGACUAAUCGACUAAUCGGUGGUUUUGGUCUUAGCCAUCUUAGAUCUCUGUAUUCCAUUAGUCAUGUCUGAUGCUGUUUUCAUGCUGAAUGACUUAUUUCCAAGAAACGUACGAGCACAUCUCUG